AUGGAAGAGGGAAAUCACACGGAGGUGACUGAGUUCAUUCUCUCAGGACUGACAGAACGUCCAGAGCUACAGGCCCUCCUGUUUGGGCUUUUCCUACUAAUUUAUGUUAUCACCCUCGUGGGGAAUGGGGGGAUGAUCUUGUUAAUCACAACUGACCCCCGACUGCACACCCCCAUGUACUUUUUCCUCAGUAAUUUGUCUUUCUGUGACCUCUGCCUUUCCUCGACAAUUUCCCCUCAGAUGUUGCUCAAUUUCUUAGCCGAGAGGAAAAACAUUUCUUUCACUGCCUGCGCUGUCCAAAUGUCUCUCUCUAUCGCUUUUGGAGAUUCUCAGGGCUUCUUUCUUGCUGUGAUGGCAUUUGACCGUUAUGUGGCCAUCUCUAAUCCACUGCUCUAUACAGUCACCAUGUCCAGGCAGCUUUGUAAACAACUGGUGGCCGGGGUGUAUGCUCUGGGGCUUUUGGAUUCAAUGAUAUUCACGUGUUUUAUAUUUCGGCUGUCAUUCUGCAGCUCCAACAUCAUCAAUCAUUUCUUCUGUGACAUCCCCCCACUGUUGGCGCUCUCCUGUUCUCACACCCGCAUCAGUGAGAAAGUGAUGUUUUCUUUCGCGUGCUGCAUUAUAAUGGGCAGCUUUAUUCCUGUCCUCCUCUCCUAUGUCUAUAUCAUCUCCACCAUCCUACAGAUCCGCUCAGUCGACGGCCGGCGCAAAGCCUUCUCCACCUGCACUUUCCACUUGACCGCUGUGGUUCUGCUUUUUGGCACCCUCCUCUUGAUGUAUUCACAUCCCCCCUCCAGCUAUUCCAUGGACAGAGACAAAGUGGCCUCCUUGUUUUACACAGUGGUGAUCCCCAUGUUGAACCCCCUCAUCUACAGCCUGAGGAACACGGAGGUGAAGGACGCCCUGAGGAGAGCAAUGAAUAAACUCUUCACCAAUUCUUGAAUCUGUUUAACUCUGUACUGGUUUAGUGAUGGGGAGUGGAAUCAGGUGAAUUCAAUUCCCAGCCCAUUGCAAUGUAAUUUCGCAGAGCUCUUGGUAGUAUU
Molecule: messenger RNA, 1040 nt
Organism: Chelonia mydas (Green sea turtle)
Lineage: Eukaryota; Metazoa; Chordata; Testudines; Cheloniidae
Product: olfactory receptor-like protein OLF1
Exons: 1
Coding region: 1-939 (312 amino acids)
Biological process (GO): G protein-coupled receptor signaling pathway; sensory perception of smell
Cellular component (GO): membrane
Molecular function (GO): odorant binding; olfactory receptor activity; G protein-coupled receptor activity
Source: RefSeq, a predicted model, not a curated record